Molecule: messenger RNA, 1147 nt
Organism: Linum tenue
Lineage: Eukaryota; Viridiplantae; Streptophyta; Magnoliopsida; Malpighiales; Linaceae
Source: the annotation of a GenBank genome assembly
AAUUUCUAGGGUUUAGGAAGUGGCCGCAGGGGAGGAGGAAGUGAAGAGCCGAGCUGCACAAGGAAGCAUACAAUGGCGAGGAUUAAGGUUCAUGAGUUGAGGAACAAGUCAAAGGCAGACCUCUUGAGCCAGUUGAAGGAGCUCAAGUCUGAGCUCGCUCUCCUCCGCGUCGCCAAGGUCACCGGCGGUGCACCGAACAAGCUUUCCAAGAUCAAGGUCGUGAGGCUAUCGAUUGCGCAGGUGCUGACAGUGAUCUCUCAGAAACAGAAGGCCGCUCUCAGGGACGUUUACAAGAACAAGAAGUUGUUGCCCCUUGAUCUCCGUCCCAAGAAGACUCGUGCUAUUCGCAGACGCCUCACCAAGCACCAAGUGUGUAUUCUCUUGCUGUUCGUUUAACUAUAAUUAUGCUGUUAUGUUAUUGAUAAUAUGUCUUGCACUAUGAGUAGGAGAAUGCUCAGCGUAGAAAUAGUUAACUUGAUAAGGGUGGAAAUUGUUUGAAGCUAUCCAGUGUUAUGAAAGCAAUAGAACUGGUGGCAACUUGGUUUGUGGUUGAAGCCUCACAUCUGCGAGUUCCUAAGGUUAGCUAGUGAAUCUAGAAGGCAAUUGUAUUGAUGACCUAGGGUUAAGCAUCUGGUGACUGGAAGCAUCUCUGAAGACCGAGCGGGAGAAGAAGAAAGAGAUGUACUUCCCAUUGAGGAAAUAUGCUAUCAAAGUUUAGGGUAGUGAAGGAUUGCACUUGGAUUAAAAAUGUGGGUUUUUGCCAUUUGUGAGAGCUCUUGAUUUAGUCGAAUGCCGAUCUUUUAGUUCAACCUGUGGAUUUGUUUAUGUUUGAAGACCUAAAAUUACUCGCUAUUUUUCUCAGAAUCCAUGAUCUUUUGUUAGUUCCUGUCCAGACCUCCUUGGUUACUUUCCAUGCCGAUGUUUGCAAUGUCACGCAAGUACCUUUGUUACUAGUGUUCCUCGUGGGACUUCGAUGACCCAUUCAUGACAGCCACACUAUCUGCUAGUUGAAUCAUGAAUGACUUGCUAUUUUGAACGACUGUGAACUGUGAAGUAUGUUGAAGAUAUGUGAGGCUGAAAGAAAAUGUAAUAGCUGGAUGUGUUGUAAGCGUCUUAUAGCUGUAGCAUAUGGGCAUCAGGUUAUUCA